GCAUACAUAAUAAAUAUAUAUAUGUUUCUUUAUAUGAAUCAAUAAAUUUCUGUAUAGUAUUAUACAAAGAGGAAAUCUUUAUCGAUGUGCGUGCACUAUUCUACGCAUGCAUAUUGCACCGGUAUAUUUCAUAUUGAUCAAAUAUUUAUGAUUUGUAACGUGAUUGUAAUAUAAAUAUAGUUAAAUACAUAUGUAGAUUAUAUAAAAUUUUUCACGAAACUGAAUUUCAUUUUACAGUAACAAAUCCAUAAUUAAAAAAAGUUCGUUUACUAACGAAUACUAUGCACUUAAAUAAUAAUAGAUUUACCCUUGCAUUUAUUUUCUAAUUUAUUUGUAUAAUUGCAUAAGUUGUCUGCAUUUCAAUUGUAAUUUAUUAUUAUAAGUUAUUAUAAAAAGUUAGACCACAAUAUUGACAUUAAAUACAAGAUAUGCAAGUAUUUAUUCUACCUCUUGUAUUAACUUUAAUAUUUCGAUCAAACUUCAUUGGAAAUCGAAGAUAUUUCAAUAAGCGAAGCUUCUAUUCUUCUUUGCCAAAAAAUUAACAGUAAAAUUAGUUAGAAGAAUGUUAAAUUUAAUUAAAAUGUAUAUAUAUAUAUAUAUUACAACGUAUCCCGGAUUUUAACGGCGCAACUUGUGUAAAUAAGAAAAGAAUGUUAUAAGAACAUAAAUAGUUUAAAACUUUAUUAAUAAGUUAUAAAAAAAAUAUCAAACAUGAAGGGAAUAGUAUAUAGUUAUUACUACGAUACAAUGUAAGAAUUAUAUCAGCAAUAUUUACAUUUAUUGUUAGUCUAUUUUUGCGUGCUGUGUCAAAGUUGUCAACGAUUUCUGAAGGUAACUUCAUGAUAAUUUCUGCCAGUACCAUUGAAUCGUUAGUAAGUUAGUGGACUUCGUACAAAAAAGCCGUAAUCAUUUACAAAUCGAGAGUAUGCAGAUAUACAUUUUGUUUGUUUCUGCAAUGGAAAUACCUAAACUGCUGUGAGAGAAUAUCAAAACGGGUUCCCUAAUAGAAGAAUUCAAAACAUGUGGAUGCAACUGGAUAGCUGUCCGGUACAUUAUGGAGUAUAUAAUAUUUGUGAAUUAAACAAUCAUUUUCCUCACAGAUGGAUAGGUCGAAGAGGGCCAAUACCUUGGCUCCCAAGAUCGCCUGAUCUCAUGCUAUUAGAUUUUUAUCUGCAUUUUAAGAUGGAAUAUUAGUUACUUUUGGAAGUGCUAAAAGUAUUAUACUACCUUCGACGGCCUGAGAUAGCAAGCACAGUUCGCGUAAAUAGAAUAAACGCCAAUAGAAUGUACUGACUGUAAGUUUCGUACUGUAAGUCUCGUCGUUAAAACCUAAGACACCCUGUAGAUAUAUAAAUGGAUCUAUUAUACUAACAAUAGAGCAAGUGGAUACGCCCCUGGGUGCACGAAUCCGCGCGUGCUUAAUCUUUGCGACUGUCACAUUCUGUCAAGCCCGGUUGUCAGCCUAUGCUCAUCAGCCAUGCUGUGUCUAACUGUAAAAAAUAACUUUUAGCCAUUAAGUGUCACUUGGUGCAGUUCCAAACUAGUAGAUAAAAAACGGUGGCUUGCAAUCGCGAUCAAACAUGUACCGUAUCUUUCCCGAUCUAAUAACCGAUACGGGUGUGUCUACGCGCGUGUUCCGAUACGUGAUCAAGUAUGUCAGUCAGUUUGUAAAAGUGCAAACUUGUAGCUGUAGCAAACAUUAGGUUACCAAUAAACAGUAAAUUUCCUAACGAUGUCAGCUGACAUCCUGCAGGAUAAAAGCGUAGCCUUGAACGGCAAGAAUGACGUACCGGUAGUCUCGCAACCCAUUACCAGGGGUGGACUUAGGGUUUACAAGAUUGUUGUUUUGGGCGAUGGUGGUGUUGGUAAAUCAGCUGUCACAUUACAAUUUGUCAGUCAUAGCUUUCUUGAUUAUCAUGAUCCAACUAUAGAGGAUUCAUAUCAGCAACAAGCAGUUAUAGAUGGUGAAGCUGCACUUUUAGAUAUAUUGGACACUGCAGGCCAGGUGGAAUUUACAGCUAUGCGUGACCAAUAUAUGAGAUGUGGAGAGGGUUUUAUGAUAUGUUACUCUGUAACUGAUAGACAUAGCUUUCAGGAAGCUUUGGAAUAUCGAAAAUUGAUAACACGUGUGAGAGCUAAUGAAGAUAUCCCAUUGGUAUUAGUUGGUAACAAAUUUGACUUGCAACAUCAGCGAAAGGUAACUACAGAAGAAGGAAAGGCACUUGCUGAGCAGCUUGGUUGUCCCUUUUAUGAAACAUCUGCAGCUCUUAGACAGUUUAUAGAUGAUGCAUUUUAUUCAUUAGUCAGACAAAUUCGAGCUAAAGAAAGGUCAAGAAAUUCGGAACACUUGCCGGAGGGGCUAAUUUGCGAAGAGGUUACAAUAUCGAUGGAUGUACACAAUGCCAGCUGGUCAGCGCUAUGUAUCGCUACAGAUGCUUUCCCGACGCCCAAGGAUGCGAGAAAUUGUAUCCCAGUAAAACGACUUUUGCAGAUGAGCUUUGGAAAAUAUGGCAUAGUGAGGAGGGUACAAAUCAGCAUUCACAAUCAACCGAAUGGGGAUGUAUCGUACAAGUGGGAGGUGUUGAUAGAUCCACGACAUGCUACACCUAAGGCAUUUGGUGUGUACAUACAGGAAACAUUGCAGCACUAUCUUGAAUCCACCUUGGAUCAGACACAUAACUAACUCGAAGCUUCUAUCACCUGACGAAACUAACACAGCAGAUAUGAAUUAUACGUAAAACAAUCUUGCAGCCUGAUAGAGACAGUAACUUUUUACUAUUACUUGGCUAUAGCUGUUGUACAUUUGACAGAACAACGAAUGAUUUUUAAGGCUGAGUAGGUAAAAAUGAAUCUACAUGAUUAACAUUUUUUGUACGACAAAGAUCAAGAAUGAAGAUAUUGCGAAUGUAAAGAUAUAUUACAUAAAAUUAUAUAGUACUAUUUUAAUGACUAAACUUUAAUAAUUUAUACAUUUUUUUUUUCAUAAUAUAAGUAUUUUUUAACAUAUUUUUAUAAACCGACGAUUUUUAUAAAACGAAAAAAUAAUAAGAAUGAUGAUACAAUAUUUCACAUAAUAUUGUAUGGUUUUAUUUCAACGACUAAAAUUUAUUUUAAUAUAUAAAUCGAUUCCUGGUGCUCUUUGACAUCAGAAAAAUAUCUAUAGAAAUGCGAGCUACUGUCGAAUUAGCUAGUACAUUUAUGCUUAUCACAUUUGUAAUUUUUUUGUAAACGCUUCUCUUUGGCAACUGUUUCUGAACACAUAAAUGUGCGGAGUUAAACUUAGAUUAAUUUUAAUCAUUGUAAUGAUAUAAUUUUAUGUGACAUUUUUUUUAUUUAAUUAUAUUAUAUAGAUAAGUGUAAAUAAG
Molecule: messenger RNA, 3365 nt
Organism: Bombus pyrosoma
Lineage: Eukaryota; Metazoa; Arthropoda; Insecta; Hymenoptera; Apidae
Gene: Ric
Product: GTP-binding protein Rit2-like
Exons: 7
Coding region: 1733-2683 (316 amino acids)
Biological process (GO): Ras protein signal transduction
Cellular component (GO): plasma membrane
Molecular function (GO): calmodulin binding; GTP binding; GTPase activity
Source: RefSeq, a predicted model, not a curated record